AUGCAUAGCUUUAUUUCUUCGCCUGGAUCCAUCGAGUUUCCCAGUGUGACGAUCUGCAACCUGAACCCGGUCCGGAAAAGCGCCCUGGAAAAUGCUAACGGAGCAGAGUUACAAGAAUUGAAAUUAAGAUAUCAAGAGAUGAAUGUCUUUGCCGACAAACUGGCCAAGGCUUUGAGCAGUCCAAACGAAAAUAGCGACAACGUUAUUCUAAAUGAAAGUCUGGUUGAAUACCGAGCGAAAGUUUCAUCAAUACUUCAACGGACUGGCUACCUCAAUGCACUUGGUCACAAGAAGGACAUAUUCAUUCAGGAAUGCAGAUUUCGUGGCAAGCGUUGUGAUCCAUCCAAUUUCAGUCUGCAAGUAUCACCCAAAUACGGAAACUGCUUCACAUUCAACUCGAAUGAACUGCUAAAAGAGCCAUUAAAGACAUGGCGUGCUGGUCCCAACGGCGGACUCCAUCUUGUUUUGAACAUAGAACCCGACGAAUACCUCCCAUUCGUUGCGGGAGGCUAUGGUGCCAGAGUUGCCAUACACGAGUUUGGAACAUUCGCGUUCGUGCAGCAAGACGGUGUCUCCGUGUCGUCGGGAUUGCGGACACUUCUAGAGCUAACCAUGGCUUGUGAGAUCGCGGAGCUGGAUUUUCUGACUGUUGGUGAAUGCAAGUGUCAGCAAGCCGAGUUUGAAGUACCCCUGACAACUCAUGCAAACAUACCUUUCUGCAACGAAACCAAGGAAGGGGCGGCAUGUUUGAAAAGCAUUCUACAAGGGAUUUUCGAAGGAACGGGCAGUUGGCGGACGUGGAAUGCUGCAACUGACAAGAACUGCAAGAUGUCUUGCCGUGAAAAGCUGUUUAAAGUGAAAUCCUCGUCAGACAAGUGGCCUCAAGAAUCGACAGAGAAUUUUUUUACAUUGGAUGCCUGCCAGCGGGCAAGGAAGAUGAACCCCUCUCACGUUUGUUCUAAACCCAGCAGUGAGAGUAACUUCGUGGCACUGGUCUUAUCUUAUGAUAACACCCGAUAUGAGAACGUUGUAUUGGUACCUGAUUUACCGCUUUCUGAACUACAAGCGAAUGUUGGUGGCACCCUGGGCCUAUGGGCCGGUAUAUCCCUCCUGACGUUAACGGAAUUUAUCGUCCUGAUCAUGGAGCUACUUCGGAUCCUCCUUAGGAACCGUGGCCGGGCCGAUAUCAGUAACCUUGGUGGUUCGAGCGGAGAUGCGCAGGAAAGUAGAAAUGAUAGUCUAAGGGAAGAAUGGUGCCACAGUGAUGAUAACGGGCCCAACAUGCUGAAAGGGAGUACUAGUAAGCCAGCUGUUUAG
Molecule: messenger RNA, 1317 nt
Organism: Lineus longissimus
Lineage: Eukaryota; Metazoa; Nemertea; Pilidiophora; Heteronemertea; Lineidae
Product: acid-sensing ion channel 3-like
Exons: 11
Coding region: 1-1317 (438 amino acids)
Biological process (GO): sodium ion transmembrane transport
Cellular component (GO): plasma membrane
Molecular function (GO): ligand-gated sodium channel activity
Source: RefSeq, a predicted model, not a curated record